AAUUUUUCUACCAAGCACUCUCUAAUCCACCGAAUCCAUGCCCAAUCAAAUCAAUGCCCUGAAACAUAGGGUGAAUUUUCCAUUUAAUUAUCUGCCAAGCCAAACAGCACUCUGCCAUCCUAUCCUUCCAGCAUACAAAUCACAAUCAUUUUCUUCUUAUUUCACCCUUAGCUUGCUUCCAAGUUUUUGAUCGCAGAGUGAGUGAAAUGGCUCAAGAAGAAGUGAUAUUGUUGGAUUUCUGGCCGAGCAUGUUUGGGAUGAGGGUAAGGAUUGCUCUGGCUGAGAAGGAGAUUAAGUAUGACUACAGAGAAGAGGAUCUCAGAAACAAGAGCGACCUGCUUCUCAAGAUGAACCCGGUUCACAAGAAGAUCCCGGUUCUCAUCCACAACGGCAAGCCAGUCUGCGAGUCAAACAUCGCAGUGGAGUAUAUUGAUGAAGUUUGGAAGGACAAAGCCCCUCUGCUCCCCUCUGAUCCUUAUCAGAAAUCCCAGGCCAAGUUCUGGGCCGACUACGUUGACAAGAAGGUUCAUGAUCCUGGUAUGAAAUCAUGGACUUCAAAGGGAGAAGAGCAAGAGGCAGCAAAGAAGGAGUUUAUAGAAGUUCUAAAGGUGCUGGACGGAGAACUGGGAGAGAAGCCAUACUUUGGGGGUGAGAAGUUUGGGUUUGUGGAUGUUUCCCUCAUUGGAUUCUACAGCUGGUUUUAUGUUUAUGAGACUUUUGGCCAUUUCAACAUAGAAGCUGAGUGCCCUAAACUGAUUGGUUGGGCUAAGAGGUGCAUGGAGAGGGAGAGUGUGUCCAAGUCUCUUCCUGACCCUCACAAGGUCUAUGAGUUUGCCCUAAUGCUGAAGGAAAAAUGGGCAUUGCCUAAACAGUAAACACCACUCAUUAUAGAUGCAUAGUAUAUGCUCAAUUUGCUUGAGUGUCUGAAUAAUGUAUGUAUGGCAAUAAUGUUACUUUCAUCUAUGGUCUAAUCAAGUUUGUGUUACAAACAUGUUUUCAUUAUUUCUGUAAGUAUUUCCUACGUAUUGCAUUUUGAUUCUCUAUCAUUUCCACAUGUAUCACAAUUUUCUAAUUUUCUAUGUCCCUUUUUAACUGUCA
This is a messenger RNA of Cuscuta epithymum, 1098 nucleotides long. The record is from the annotation of a GenBank genome assembly. NCBI's taxonomy places the organism in Eukaryota, Viridiplantae, Streptophyta, Magnoliopsida, Solanales, Convolvulaceae.